AUGGCUAGACGAGGUCUUAUCAGUCUCUUCGUGAUCUUUCUUCUUGCUGCUGGGAUUUUGGCUCAUGAGACAACAUACAACGUCGUAGACUUUGGAGCCAAAGGAGAUGGCUACACAGAUGACACUCAAGCGUUUGUAAAUGCAUGGAGUUGGAUUUGUCGCAACAGCACAGGACCCUCCGCCUUGCUCAUUCCGGCAGGGAAGACAUUUUUGUUGGAUCGCAUUGUUUUCCAAGGACCCUGCAACUAUGCCAUUCACUUAAAGGUUGAUGGAAAUCUUAAAAGAAUAAAUGAAAUAUGGAAAGACAAGUUCAAUAGCUGGCUUCUUUUCAUUCGAAUCAGCGUCCUAAACAUCUAUGGCUCCGGCGAGCUCGACGGCCAAGGGACGGACUGGUGGUCAUGCAAAAUGAAAAAUAAAUGUCCAUUUGAAGCUGCCCAUAACCUGGAGCUGCUGAGUUGCACCAAUGUACAGAUAUGGGGGUUGAAGUUGAUCAACAGCCCCAUGAUGCAUAUAGCAGUGGGACAAAGCGAGAAUGUCUACAUCGGAGGGAUCACCAUCUCCACCCCCAGCGACAGCCCCAACACCGAUGGCAUCCACAUCCAGAAAAGCCAACAUGUCGUGGUAACAGACUCCGUAAUUGGCACAGGAGAUGAUUGUGUGUCGAUGAGUGAUGGUGCUGUGGAUGUUUCUGUCAGCAAUGUAACAUGCGGUCCUGGCCAUGGAAUAAGUAUUGGGAGCUUGGGCAUAGCUGGGACCGUGGCAACAGCAUCAGACAUCUACGUUUCCAACUGCACCUUCUCCCAAACGACCAAUGGAGUCAGGAUCAAAACAUGGCAGGGAGGGUCUGGCUUUGCGAGGAACAUAUCAUUUGUGAAUAUUAAGAUGAAUGAAGUGUAUUACCCCAUAAUUAUAGAUCAGUACUACUGCCCUCACAAACGCUGCUCAUAUAAGACAGCAGCAGUCCAAGUGAGCGAUGUGAAAUAUCUCGAUGUGGCAGGAAGCUCAACGAGUAAAUUAGCAAUUACUCUGAAUUGCAGCCAAACUGUGCCUUGCACCGGCAUCACCAUGGACAAUGUUAAUUUGUGGUCUGCAGAUCAGGGACAGCAGGUGCAGUCUAACUGCAUCAACGCCAAAGGAUCUGCAGGAAAUAAAAUUUCGCCUGCGGUCCCUUGCUUGACUACUUACUGA
Messenger RNA from Zingiber officinale, 1188 nucleotides. Its product is annotated as polygalacturonase ADPG2-like. Lineage: Eukaryota; Viridiplantae; Streptophyta; Magnoliopsida; Zingiberales; Zingiberaceae. Bases 1 to 1188 code for a protein of 395 amino acids. Gene Ontology annotation, molecular function: polygalacturonase activity. The record is from RefSeq and is a predicted model, not a curated record. Gene Ontology annotation, biological process: carbohydrate metabolic process. The transcript is spliced from 9 exons.